GUACGAGUGAAGUACGACUGAAGUACGAGUGAAGUACAGUGAAGUACAACUGAAGUACAGUGAAGUACGAGUGAAGUACAGUGAAGUACGAGUGAAGUACGACUGAAGUACGAGUGAAGUACGACUGAAGUACAAGUGAAGUACAGUGAAGUACAAGUGAAGUACAAGUGAAGUAGGUGAAGUACGAAGUCUCGCUUUUUCCCCCUUGAACUGAACACGCUCUUUCAAACAAAAAAAAAACUAAAUGCCUUUAAUGAAGUCUCACGGACAAUUUUAGGUUGCCAUUAGUGUCCUGCAAUCAAGUCCAGUAUCCGGUACCCAACCUGGCCUGAUAAUUAGUGAUAUUAACAACUGAAUCACUUGUUUUUUUUAGCGAAAUUUUAGAAGAUUCUUUUAUUGUUGUUUGUUGCUGUGGUUAAAAUAAUAGUACAUUUUGUCAUAUGAAACAAAAGUUUGAAAAGCAUAGUAUGACUAUGAAAGCUCCUGUUGGAUGUCAAUUACUUCUGAUCGAGUGUCAGAUACUGUUAUUCGGAUUCGGAUGCGAAAAGUCGUACUCGGACAGGACACUAGUUGUCAUAUAUGCUAUUUUAGAUUCUUUUUCCUCAUUUGACAACUCAAAAUCCUCUGCGGAACUUCAUUCGGACCAUUAAGUCAUUUUUUCGUUUGACAGAGCCUUUUUUUUGAAAAUUUUCCUUGGUUAUGUGUAGAAAAGAUUUGACAAAUUGAGUUUUCCUGGCCAAGAUUGAUUCCAUCUCUUUAUGGGAAAGAAAAAUUCUUCAUACUUUAUUUUUUUCUAGGCUAAAGUUUCAUCCGGCAGAGUAUCUCAUUCAAGUAAUAUUCCAGUAAUUAAUUUAAUUUUAAUUGAUAAUAUUGAUUCAUGUAGAAUAACAUCAAUCACAUCACCAUUACAUUUUUUUUAUUCAAUUCAAAAUAAAAAUAAUUUUAAACAAAUCUAUUAUAAUGUUGUUCGAAAUAAUCGUGAUAAACGUUUUUAUCUUGUACAAAUUAUUAAUCAUUAUCGUGCAUGUAAAACACUUGUUGUUCUUUGUUUUGAUUUUGGGGAAUAG
This is a messenger RNA of Rotaria sordida, 1067 nucleotides long. NCBI's taxonomy places the organism in Eukaryota, Metazoa, Rotifera, Eurotatoria, Philodinida, Philodinidae. The record is from the annotation of a GenBank genome assembly.